Molecule: messenger RNA, 1091 nt
Organism: Penaeus monodon (black tiger shrimp)
Lineage: Eukaryota; Metazoa; Arthropoda; Malacostraca; Decapoda; Penaeidae
Product: ferritin subunit-like
Biological process (GO): intracellular iron ion homeostasis; iron ion transport
Cellular component (GO): cytoplasm
Molecular function (GO): ferric iron binding; ferrous iron binding
Source: RefSeq, a predicted model, not a curated record
ACAUCUCGUCCAUCGUCCGAGAAAAGCUAUCGCGCAUUCAGUGUAGUGCCGUAGCUAUCCCGACGAUUCAUAUACCUAAGUUGAUUAUCACUGUCUCUCUUAUCUCUGUUUCACGUACGCUGACCUGACCUUAUCAUCAGCCACUACAUCUGGAGCACCGUAAGUCAGACACUGAUUAGACAGACGCCUUGACGUCCACCAAAGCAGGACCAGCCCUUCAGGAAUAAAACCACCUCAAAAGACCCAUCUCUCGAGAAUCACUUGAAAGGAACCACCAUGGCACGCUUUCUUCUGGCUUCAGUGCUCAUCCUUGGCUGUGCUUCUACUUUGGAAGCCAAUUUUCAUUGCGACGGCACCAAUGGAGAUACAACGGGUUUUCCCAAAGAGGUGUGCUACAUUGAGAAGUGCACCGGUGCUAUCAAGAGUCAUAUCAAGAAUGAGUUUGACGCAGCCUUCUUAUACAUGCAUAUGGGGGCCUACUUUGCCCAGGACACCGUAGCUAGACCUGGUAUGGCCAAGUUUAUGCUAGAAUCCGCAUCGGAGGAGAGGAGCCAUGGCAUCCUUAUGCUUGACUAUCUCAACAAGCGAGGUGUCCCUAUCAAAGAUGAUAUCCAUUUUACAUUUAAUGAGACUAAUAUCAGUGGUGAACAUAAAAAAGAAUCCCUUACCCUGCUUAUGGCGCUCGAAACGGCUCUCACGAUGGAGAUGACUGUUACAAACCAGAUUCACCACGUCGUUAAGGAAUGCGAGCAUGACUACCAUGGAGCCGACGUGUUCACCAACCCCAUUUUAGACGAGCAGCACGAAGGCAUCCGUAAACUUCAGGGCGCCAUCCAGGAAUACAAAAACCUUCUGCAUGGCCACGACGAUCACGAUGAGAAGGCCAUGGUGGACUUCAUCUUUGACCAAAAGCUUUUGAAGGAAUCCCUUUAAGUACCGUACCUUUGGAGGGCAAAGCAUCAACGAUUUUUAGAGUGCCAUUUUAUUUGUAGUCUGUGCUUAUUUUCAUCCCCGUAAAGCAGUUCAUGCUAAACGGAACCAGGGUUAUCAGCAAGGAGGCCAACUGAACAAGAUAUUCAUAUUUCUCCUGC